This is a messenger RNA of Rubroshorea leprosula, 1699 nucleotides long. Lineage: Eukaryota; Viridiplantae; Streptophyta; Magnoliopsida; Malvales; Dipterocarpaceae. The record is from the annotation of a GenBank genome assembly.
AACAAUCCCAACAAAACAGAGACAGACAGACACAGACCCAUUUUUUAGUUGUAAAUGCAGAGCCCCGCACUCCACCACAACCAUAAAAUCAAACCCAUUUCCCAUGGCGGAAUCAGCCAGUAGUAGUGCCAAUCCCUCCCCUAUUCUUCACUUGGCUCAAGACCAUCUCCUAACCAUCUUGCUUCUCCUUCCUGUGGAUUCUAUUGUUUCCUUUGGUAUGACUUGCAAGAGAUUCAGCUCAAUCGCUACCUCUGAUGCCGUGUGGGAGUCCAUAUGUAAGAGAGACUUGGGACCCUCAUCCAUGGAUGCACUCAAGUCUUCCUUGCAUCAUCACCCUAUUCCGUGGAUGAGGUUGUACAAGGAACUCACCCUCCUCCACUCUGUAUCUUGCUGCAAACUCUCUUCUCACCCAGAUGUUAAUUCCCUUGUGCCAAGUCCCCGAGCUUCGCACUCUAUCAAUUUUGUGUCCGAUUAUUUGGUGUUGUUUGGUGGUGGAUGUGAAGGAGGGCGACAUCUUGAUGACACAUGGGUGGCGUAUUUUGGAAAUAAUUUCAGGAGGAUGCCAAGAUGGCAGAAGAUUCAUUCAGGGGUUCCAAGUGGGAGAUUUGGGCAUUCAUGCGUUGUAAUUGACAAUUAUCUUGUUCUGUUUGGAGGAAUUGAUGACCGUGGGAACCGUCACAAUGAUACGUGGGUUGCACAAUUCGUAACUCACCAAGAUAAUAUUGGCAUCACACUAUCUUGGAGACUGCUUGAUGUGAACUCCAUAGCACCACCACCGAGAGGAGCCCAUGCAGCAUGUUGCAUCAGUAACAGGAAGAUGGUUAUUCAUGGAGGGAUAGGGCUGCAUGGCCUCAGAUUGGGAGACACAUGGGUUUUAGAACUCUCAGAAAAUGUUUUUUUUGGUGCAUGGUCUGAGGUAGUGGCACAUCCCUCACCUCCUCCUCGAUCAGGACAUACAUUGACAUCCAUUGGUGGAACUCAAACAGUUCUGUUUGGUGGGAGAGGAUUGGGGUACGAGGUGCUCAGUGAUGUUUGGCUCUUGGAUAUGUCUGAGGGUUGUUCAAAAUGGGAACAAAUACAAUAUGAGUUGCAGAAUGUACCACAAGGAUUUUCGCUUCCAAGAGUUGGACACUCGGCUCUGCUCAUGUUGGGAGGAUUGGUGCUAAUUUAUGGAGGGGAAGAUUCACAUAGGCAUCGAAAGGAUGACUUUUGGGUGUUAGAUAUCAGUGCCAUACCAUCUGUAAGAGGGCAGCAGGCAGGUAGAUUGAAAUCCAAGGCAAAUAUGUGGAGAAGGCUUGAAGCCGAGGGCUAUAAGCCUAACAGCAGAUCAUUUCAUCGAGCCUGUGCAGAUAGUUCAGGGCGUAACUUGUAUGUGUUUGGUGGAAUGGUGGAUGGCUUGGCUCACCCUGCUGAAUCAUCUGGACUUCGAUUUGAUGGGGAGCUCUUUCUGGUGGAGCUACUACUUCAGCUGUAAAAAUUGAGGAUUUGGAGUUCAUCAUAAUGCAUGUAUUUCAUGAACACGUACAGCCCCAUAAGUUGUUUUGCAUGCACUUAUAUACGGAUCUUUUGCCCCUAAAGGAUGUCUCAGCCGGUAAUAAUAAGAGAUUCCGAGUUAAAAAUCUCAAUCUAAACCUUGUGAUAGACGUGGACGAUUUUCCAUGUUGCAUAACCUGUCAUCAAAUGAACAUCUUUAUCAAUG